UGUUUGAUAUAUUCAUUGCUUUGAUGUAGUUAAGGUCUCUGUGGUGACAACUAGUCAACUUGCUUCUCGGAACUCCAUUCAAAUAAGAACAACACCCUUCAAAACCACAAUGGCAGCAUCUUCUAGCUUCACAGAAGACUUGAAAGCACAGUUAACUUGUGCUAUUUGUAACGAUAUCUUCACUGAUCCAAGAACACUACCGUGCCUACAUACUUUCUGCUUUAAUUGCAUCAAAGGUUGGAACGAAGCUUGUCAGAUAGAACGAAAGAGGCUGAGAUGUCCAACUUGUCGAGCAGUAGUCAAGAUCGAAGGAGACGACAUCUCGAAGCUUCCGUCUUCGUUUACAUACAACUCGCUGCUUCAGCUAUUCAACGUCAUGAAGACCAAGACUGACGAACACAGCCAACAGCAGCUUCCAGAGUGUGUAGGUUGCAGCAAACGAAGCGUAUUGGUUGGAUUUUGUCCUCAAUGUGAAGGAAUAAUUUGUAAUGAAUGCAUCGACCAACACAAAACAGUAAAGCCAUUAAUAAAAACCCAUCAAGCAACGCUGUGGAGCGAAUUCAAGACACAAAAUGUCAACAGCUACAUCAACAAUCAAACCAUUUGCAAGGAAAAAUAUCACCAGAAAUGCCGUCUCGAUUACUACUGCAUCACUUGCAAGAAGUGUAUUUGUCAAAAAUGUGGCACAACUGCACACAGCAGCCAUGACAAGGUCAGCAUCGAGGAGGCAGCUGAAGAUGCUAAAAACCUUAUCAGAAAAGAAAAGGAUCGACUGAAUGAGCUGCUUCUUGGCUACAAGAAAGAAUUAAAACUGUCCAAUGAAAAUAUGACAAGGAUUCAAAGCGAGGUUGACACAGCAAAGGCAAAAGUACGAAAUGACACACAAGCUUUGAUGAAGAUUCUACAAGACCGCCAAAACGCUUUGAUUGCUACCUUGGACGGCCUCCUUGCAGAACAAACAACAGCUAAUGAAGACGAAAAAAAAGAUAUCAACGCCAACAUUCAACAAGUCACUGAAUUGAAACAUCAGUGUAAAACAACGGAAGAGAAAAACUUAGAAAAAUUCAUAUUGGAAAGCUACGAAAGUUUACUAGACGUUUGUAAAGCUACAGCGCAAAACAAGUCCAUCUUAUCGACCAAACCAGUCGAGCAAAACACAAGCAUUCAUUUCAUUCCAAACACGGAAGCCGCCCCGAUGAUGCAAAAAUUCAAACUGGGUGAGGUGGUGGAAAGCGUGACAGAUGCGUCACGUUGUUCUAUGGAAUCUGUAAGUAACGUCAGAUGUGGUUUUAUCAAUGAAUUUGUCAUCGUGACAAGAAAUUCACAAGGGGAUAUAUGCCAUACCAAUAAAGAUAUACUUGAUGUACAAAUUCAAGAAGUCGAUGGCAACAAUGUUCAGAAAGAACUGACCGAAACUGAAACUGGAAGAUUUCUAGUUACGUAUAAAGCUGAGAAACCUUCACCGUACAAAGUUCUGGUGAGUAUUGGAGGAAAAAGGAUCAAAAACUCACCAAAGAACAUUGAGACAAUCGAUGCUAAAGCAGAAUUUCAACCCUCGAAGAUUAUUGAUGUCAAACAGAGGAUGUCCAAUCCCAUUACACUUGAUGUAAGUGAUAGUGGCGACAUUGCUCUGGUUAAUAACGAUUUCAACAAUGAUUUCCGUGUUGUGUUGUUCAAUGCUGAUGGAGAGUAUUUGCGAGACAUUGGUGGUGCUGGAUCAGGAGAAGGUCAGCUGAGUCACCCAUUUGGAGUAAUCUUCAAUAAGGACAAAUUGGUCAUCACCGAUAAUCCAGGUAGUUAUGGCUGUAUCAGGGUAUUUGACAUCGAUGGUACCUACAAAAGAACUCUUUGCAAACUAUCUAGCGGAAUGAUACUGAAAAGAAUGUGUGCAGCCAAUCAAACCAUUGCGUGUUUGUGCUACGAUCAGAAUAUUACAGAGACAUUUAUAAAGGUCUUUGAUAAAGACAGUUAUGAUCACCUUCAUGACAUCAAACUGGAUGAUCCUGCUAAUCGUCGCAUGCAUCCGUUCUCAUUGGUUUAUGACAACAAUAAGUACUUUGUGUCGUUUUUCAAACGCAGCACGGUUCGUGUUUUUGACGAGAAAGGUAGUCUGUUAUACACAUUUGGAAUGGAAGGCAACAAAGAAGGUCAGUUUAACGAUGUACGUGGACUUGCUGUGUUUGGUAAAGAAAUGCUUUUUGUCUGUGAUCUAAAUAACCACCGCGUGCAAGUCUUCAGUCAAGAAGGUCAGUUCAUAACGUCCUUUGGUAGCUAUGGUUCAGGUCUUGGUCAAAUGAAUCGUCCUUAUGACGUUGCUGUUACACCAGAUGGUCGAGUAUUUGUACUUGAACGUUGGGCCCAACGAGUGCAGGUGUGGAGAUGAGAUCUGUUGACUGCCUUCAUAGCGAUGUACCCAUGAAACACAUACUAACUGUUACACAACAAAUAUGUACAAUUAUAGUCACAGAGAACAUGAGUUUGUAUCCUCCGUAGCAGCAGAACAUUUGUUUCUACCAUAUUUUAGAAGAACAAAAAUCCCACGAGAAACAUUAGCUAUAAUCCAUUGACGGUCUUUUUUUCAUAUUCAUUACGGAUGGGAAAUUGCAGUAGUUUAGAACCAUUUUCUUUUCUUUUGAUUUUUUCACUCAAAAACCUUUUUCAUUAUACUUCGUAUAGAAAAUUUCAAUACAGAGUAAUUUAUGCUGUCCAAUUUACUUCUAAGUAACAUUUUG
This is a messenger RNA of Exaiptasia diaphana, 2732 nucleotides long. RefSeq names its product E3 ubiquitin-protein ligase TRIM71. Gene Ontology annotation, biological process: positive regulation of DNA-templated transcription. Lineage: Eukaryota; Metazoa; Cnidaria; Anthozoa; Actiniaria; Aiptasiidae. Gene Ontology annotation, cellular component: chromatin; nucleoplasm. The coding region runs from base 110 to 2383 and encodes 757 amino acids. Gene Ontology annotation, molecular function: protein binding; ubiquitin-protein transferase activity; zinc ion binding. The transcript is spliced from 2 exons. The record is from RefSeq and is a predicted model, not a curated record.